AUGACUGGAGCUAGAUUAAGAGGAGAAGAAUUUGGUCAGAGAGUUCCUCCUAUUUUUGAAAUAAUUAAGAGCAUCCUACUAGAGUAUCCCAGUGGUCAGAUAUUUAAGGAAAUUUUACAAAAUGCUGAUGAUGCUCGAGCCACGAAGGUUAAGUUUUAUCUUGAUUGUCGUGAUCUGCAGACACUCCCUCCUUCAUUAUUGGAAGAAUCAGAUAAUUCUGAAAUAUUAAAGAGAUUCACUGGUCCUGCCCUUCUGUCGUAUAAUAAUGCACCAUUCAAAGAAGAAGACUGGGAAAGCAUAAAGACUACAUAUCAGAGUGUGAAGGCUGGCAGCCCACAUAAAGUUGGAAAGUUUGGAAUUGGAUUCAAUACUGUAUAUCACAUUACUGAUCUUCCAGUUAUAGUCAGUGAAGACACAUGUGUAUUCCUGGAACCUCAAGAAUCAGUAUGGAUCGGUAAGCCUGGCCAGCGAUAUUCUUUGAAAGAUUUAAAUUACUAUUGUCCUGAAGCUCUUGAGUCAUUGAACGGUAUAUGUGAGUUCUCUAAUACUUUAUCUGAGUACAAGGGGAAAGCUAUGUUCAGAUUUCCCUUGCGUAAUACACCAUCUAAAAUGUGGAAUGAACUUUAUGAUAUUUCGAAAGUCGAGUCCUUAUUGAGUUCACUAAAAGAAGAGGCAAAAUAUAUGUUGCUCUUUUUGAGGUCUGUUUGUUCGAUAGAAGUAUUCAAAAUUAAUACUAAAGGAGAUAUAUUGUCAAUAUUCAAUGUGAGCAUUACUGAUGAGUUCCUUAGCCAACAUAUUUGUAGCCAGCAAAGAUUUUUGUGCACUGUUGAGAGUUUAUUUACUAACAAUAAGAGUGAUUUAAAGCAAUGCAGUCAAACACAUUUAGAUUGUAAUCAAUUUAAUGUUGCUAUAGAUGAUUACACAUCAUAUGUAGUGCAUGAGUGGCUUGUAGUUCAUCAGGUUGGAUCUAAUAGUCAAGAGGUGUUGGAACUAGCAGAGAAACAAAGUGUCCUUCCUUGGGUAGGAGUAGCUGUUGAAUUGAACACUUUACCUACUGCUGAUGGCCGUAUUUUUUGUGCUUUGCCUUUACCAGUUGAAGACAAGUCACCUUUCAAAGUUCAUGUUAAUGGUAGUUUUGCUGUUGGCAUUAAUCGACGAUCAGUAAAAUGGAUAGCUCAAGAGAGGAGACAUGAUGAGCAGGCAUUAUGGAACAAAAUGCUUGUUGAGAAAUGUUUGCCUUCUUGUUACUUUAAGUUAGUUUCUGAAUUAAUGGCGAUGCCAUCAGUGGAUGUCUACAGCUAUUGGCCUGAUAUGAGAAAAGUGAGUGGUACAUCAUGGAGUGGACUAUUGGAACCAUUCUACAAGUUGUUGUUUAGCCAUAGUAAGGUAGUUUAUACUCAAUUAAAUGGAGGGGAAUGGAUUAAUAUUGAAGAUGCUGUAAUUCUAAAGUUGAAUGAUGAUGUUCCAAAGGCUGUAUGUGAUGCUCUGUUCAAGUGUAACCUAAAGUUAGUUUUCUUGAGCAUCAGUUGCAAUGAAGUAGUUGAUAGGUAUUAUACUGGAGCUAGAAAAGUUUUGAGUCCAUCGUUAGCAAGAUUUUAUUUAAGAGGCUGUGGAUCAUCUUAUAUUAAUGUGACAAGACAAGAUAAACUUGCUAUUUUAAGAUAUUGUCUGGCUGAUUAUAAUUAUGCAGAUUUAUAUAAUCUCCAAUUAUUACCAUUGGCUGAUGGUUCCUUUAAGGAGUUUAGAAAUAAGAUUGAGUCACACACAGAAUUAUGCUUUCUUAGCAGCCUUGAAAAUCCUAGCAAUUUAUUGUGUGGCUUAGAAAAUAUUCUUGUAAGAAUGUACCACGAAGAUGAAAUAUUGCAUUCAAAUCUUGUUUCAGUUGCACAUAGUGGUCAGACACAGCUUGCCAUACUUAACACUGUACAUGUAGCUGAAUUAUUAUCAAAAUGUAACACAAGCUUAUGGUCACGAGACCAGAUAGCUCUUCUUUGGCAAUGGAUUAAUAAAAAAGACUUGUCACUUUUUUAUGGUAAAUUAAUAUUACCAGUGCAAUUGCCUUUUGGUAAAAUGGAUAUUGUGCCUUUUGCAAAACAAACAGGUGUAGUCCAUAUUUCACUGUCCAAGGUUGAGCCCAUUUCUGAUUUACUUAUUGCUUGUUUAAGAAAAUGUGGUGUCAAAUUUGCUGACUCCAGGGACUUCACCUUCUUGUCUCAUGUACAGCUCUCUGAAUAUUUAUAUCAAUUUGUCCCUGAUCAAGUGUUGGAUGCAAUUAAGUUUUUAGACUUUCGUGUGGUAGAUUUUUCGUGUGAUGAAGCCCACUGUCUACAGCAUUUCUUUAGUAAUUUUCCUUUCGAUGAUCAGAGUAAGUUUGAUAAGUUUAGUGGGUUGCCUCUUUUUAAAGUUUUGCAGUUCAGUGGUUCAACUCUGUUCUCAUUCAAUUCCAUCAAAACGUAUGAUAAUCAGGCAAUUGCUAUGAAAGGAAGAUAUGAUUUUGAAACUCACCUAAUUAGCGUGAAGCCACUUGUCAUUGAUACUACAUAUAGUAGUUGCAAUAAUGAGUAUCUGUUAAAAAAGCUACACAAUGCUAAUUUAGUUUGCUUUAUGGGUGAAACUGAAUACCUCAAAAAAAUUGCUUUUUGGCAGAUUAAGAGUGAAGACUUUAAAAGCAAAAAUAUAGUCCCUUUUAUGUUAAGUGUCCUGUGCAAUUUUAGCUCUCCUCAUUAUCGACAGCAGUUAGCUGGUGCUUUGAAUGACUUACCUUUUAUUAAAGUAUCAACGUUUCACUUAUUUAAAUCACCAUCUGAUUUGUUUGAUCCUGAAAAUGAGCUAAUUAAAGAGCUGAUCUCUGAUCAAUGCAAGUUUCCUGGUACAGAAUUUCAACCUUAUUUGCCUAUUUUGAGGCAAAGUGGUUUAAAGUCGUCAGUUGAUGCUAGUGGAAUUUUUGAAAUUGUUACAUCUAUUAAAGAGCUUUCUUUUGAGGGUAUUGUUACAGAAUUAAGUAGUGUAAAGUAUUCCAAAGCAAUUGCAGUUUUGUUGUAUCUAACCUCUUUUCCUUAUUUAUUGAACGAUAUAAUAAGUCUGUCAUCUGACCUACAACUCCCACUUGUAUUAGCAUUGACAGAGCUAAGUCCUGAUACCUGUUGGUUACCAGUAGCAAACAGACGUCCUAGAAACUACCCUUCUUGUUUAGAGUGGAAGGGGUCACAGCAUCUGUCCUGUUUAGUUUCAGUUAGACCUAGGACUGUGCCUUUAGUUUUAGUAUCAGGAGACCUAUCUUCAUCUGAUUUACCUUUAAUAGUUGGUUCUAAAGCCUUAUUUGUGGAGAGGGCUCCUACUGAACUUGUGGAGCUUGUAUGUUGCUCUCAAGCUUUAUUGCCAGUCAUUGUAUCUCAUUUUAAGGAUGUCAUUCAAAAUCAGAAAUCAAUAUCCAAUAAACUGCUACUACAGAUUUCACUCAAAAUUUAUAGCUAUUUGCAAGAUAACAAAAUGCACUGUAGUGCAAGUACUUUUUCAGCUAUUGAUAAUUGGGUAUUUAUCAAAAAUAAGUUUUUAAGUGCAAGCCAAGUAGCAUUAGAAGCUAAUCCUUCCAUUGAAGUAGAUUUAGAGCCAUUUCUUUAUUUGUUACCAAGUAACUUGGAAAAAUUCAAAGACAUUUUUACAAUAUUUGGGAUGAAUAAUGAAGUAACUUCACAUCAGAUCAUUAGUGUACUUUGUGCCAUGAAUCAUGUUUCCCACCAUCAAAUCACUUCAAGAAAAGCUUGGUCAAUAGUUACUGCUAUUUUAGAAUGGCUAGCAGAAGAUUCUGAUAGAAUGAUAGAAGGUAAUAUACUAGUACCAGUUGAAAGCAAAUCCUCUUAUCCUCAACUUUUCCCUAUUAAAGAGGUUGCUUAUUCUGAUAAUGAAGUCCUUCGUAAAAUUGCAAAUGCUUCAGGAGAAGAUUAUUAUCUUAUUCAUCCCAAGGUAUUUCAUUUAUCAGCAAAGCUUGGAUUGACUCCCCUUAGUGAUCAGCUCAAUAUAACUGAAGAUAUCUUUGAUGAUGCUGGUCAGCAUGAACCAAUAAUAACUCGUCUCUGUAAUAUUUUGAAAGAAUAUAAAGAUGGUUUGAGUAUAUUGAAAGAGAUGAUACAAAAUGCUGAUGAUGCUGGAGCAACAGAAGUCAAUAUACUUUAUGACAAUAGAAAACAUUCAACAAAGAAUUUAAUUUUUAAAGGAAUGGCAGACAGUCAUGGCCCAGCUCUGAUAGUACACAACAACAGUACUUUUGCUAAAGAAGACUUUGAAAAUAUCACUAAACUAGCUGGUACCACAAAAGCUAAUCAACCACUCAAAAUUGGUCAGUUUGGUAUUGGUUUUUGCUCAGUGUAUCACGUCACUGAUGUACCUUCAUUUGUUAGUGCUGAGUGGUUGUAUAUAUUUGAUCCAACGCUCAACUAUCUUAAAGACAUAGUUCAAAAUCAGAGCAGGCCAGGCAAAAAAAUAAAGUAUCAGUCAAAAAUUUUAGCCAACACUGAUCAUUUGGUACCUUAUGAUGGUUUGUUUGGGUUUAAAUCUUCAUCAAACUAUAAUGGAACCUUAUUUAGGCUUCCUUUUAGGACAAGUGCUAGUCAGAUCAGCUCAACAAUUUACAAUGACCAUCUUGUAGAAGACAUGAAAAGGGAUUUAGUUAAUUGGGGCUCUAAAUUAUUGCUCUUUUUACAACAUGUGAAGCGCAUCACAUUCAGUGAUUUUAAAGGUACAAAGAAAAUGCUUAAAGUAUCAAUUGAUAGAAGUAGAAUUGCUGAUAUUCGUCAUUUUGUAGUCACAUUUUCACCUCAGCAGAAAUGUAUUACUGAACACUGGUUAAUUGCUGAUGCUGAAGAGCAGCAGCAGUCUCAGAAUAGUGGUAUUUCUGCUGUGGCUUCUGUAGCAUGUCAACUGGAUAAAGUAAACUUGAGCUCUUAUAAAUGUAAAAAAAUAAAAGGGAGUGCAUUUUGUUUUCUACCUCUAGCAUUGCCUAGUACUGGAUUGCCAGUACACAUUAGUGCUAAUUUUGCUAUCAUGAGUAACAGAACUGGUAUUUGGACUAAACCUUCACUUAGUACAGUUUCAGAUUUUAGAGAACAGUGGAACAAGAAGCUCAUGGAAACCACUAUACCGGCAGCUUAUUGUAAGUUGCUUCAGAAACUACAAGAAAUGCAUUGUUCGGGAAAGUUGCUCAAUUAUGAAUUUUAUAUGUUAUGGCCACUAAGUGCAAGCCUAAAUAUGAUGUAUCCAUGGAUAUUCCUUGUUACUCCCUUGAUUAAUUUGUUAUCAGAACAAGAGCUGUUCUACUCUGCUUCAUUGAAUAGAUGGCAAACACUAGCACAAUCUAACUUUAUACCCUCAUCGUUGUUCCAAGACUCAAUAGCUGGUGAUGCUACAUUUCUUGAUGAGGCUCUAUAUAUUCUUCAACUACCAGUGGUCUCCUUACCUGCUUCGCAUAUGCUGCAGUUGCAAGAACUCUUUGAUAAUGACAUUGUCAUUAUUAAUGAAGAUAGUUUUACCAACUACUUUUUGUCUAAAAUAAAAGUGUUUGAUGCACACAUAGUGAUACGUAAUAAAGUUAUUUAUACUCUAUUAUUAACUAUUUCUAUGUCAGAGCUGACAGGUUUUGAUAAAUUAGAGAAUUUCAAAAACCAAUUGAGAACUGUUCCAUGCAUCCCAUGCUCACCUGAUGGUGUCGUCUUAAAGCUACCAAGUCAACUUAUUGAUCCUGGAACAUUUCAUGAUAUGUUUGAUCCAGAUGAUUCAUUGUUUCCCUUUUCUGACUUCUGCCAAAAUAAUCCAGUGUGUUAUACGAUAAUGGAGAUGGGAAUGAUGUCAAGGAAACUGCCAUGGGAUAUUAUUAUCAAAAGUGCUCAGACAAUUAAAUUGGUUAUCGUCAUUGACGAGAAUAAAGCAAUGAAAAGAGUAAAGGCUAUAUUGAAAUGCAUAAACUCUGCUGUGCCUGAUGAGCUAAAGGAGACAAGCUUUUUACCUGUGCUACCAAAGCCUGAACAUUACUUUUUACCUUGGAAAGGUGAAGGCCAUGUGCUGCUAUCUCCUACUGAAUUAAUGUGUGAUUUACGAAUGGGAACAAGAGAAGCUGCUCUCAUUGUUGGUUCCCAAAGAGCAAUUCUCAACACGAAUUCUGUCAAUCAUGGAGGUUGUGGGUCCAUAUCACAAAGGGUUAUUAAGCUAUUGGAAAUUCCUACUAUGCCAUCAUUUGAUGAAGUGCUUCACCACUUUAAUACUCUAGUUUCUUCAUUUACAGCUAAGUUAGGCAAUUGGGACAUUGUUGGAGAAAUAUGUUGUUACGUGUAUCAAUAUUUUAAUGACUCACUUGAGAAUCCUAUCAUUUCUCAAUUACUAUUAAGAUAUUGUAAUAAACCUUUUAUUUGGACAGGUAAAAUCUUUGUUUGUCCAUGUGAUGUAGCUGUUAACUGGAAGCAUGAAGAUGGUCCUUUUCUUUACAAGCUACCAUCAAAGCUUUGUGAAUAUAAAAAUCUUUUAAAGUGUCUUAAAAUUAAGGAAAAUUUCACCUAUGAUGACAUAUUGUUAGUCUUCAGAAAAAUGUACGAAUUAGACGCAUCUCAUAAAAUUCCAAAGAAGAAUAGAAAUGUUACCUUAAGUAUGAUAUUAGAGCUAAAUUUGAUGUCCAUUUGUCCAUCUAAUGUUUCCAGUUACGAAAGAGUCAUACUUGUUGAUGAUUGUUAUACUCUUCGAUAUGUUAAUCAAUUGUCAUUUAAUGAUGUGCCAUGGUUAACGCCUGACAAGGAGAGUUUCUUUGUACACAAUAAACUAUCUCGAGAUGUAGCAUUAACCCUCGGUGUUAAACCCACAUGUAGCAGGUUUAUGAAUAAAUUUAUUCCUAAUGUACAGCAAAAUUUUGCUGGAGCCCCUUUUGGUCAAAAGGAAGAACUAACUCAGCGCAUUAGGAAUGUACUUAAUGACUAUCCACUUGAUGCUACACUUCUCAAAGAACUGAUACAAAAUGCUGAUGAUGCUAAAGCAAAUAAAAUUUUAGUGAUAUUAGACAAAAGACAGCACGGUAAAGAAAGAGUUCCAUCUGUUAUGUGGGGAAAAGAGCUACAAGGUCCUGCUCUGCUAGUAUGGAAUGAUAAGGAUUUUAGUGAUGAUGAUUUAAAAGGGAUACAAAGACUUGGCCUUGGCUCCAAGUGUGAUGAUGAUGAAUCGAUUGGUCAGUUUGGUAUUGGCUUUAAUGUAGUGUAUCACCUGACUGAUUGUCCCAGCUUUAUUACUAGAGGAAACAAACUCUGUAUAUUUGAUCCACAUUGCAGGUACGUACCAGAAGCAGAUCACUCCUGUCCUGGUAGGCAAUACAACAUUAGCAAUGUAUUUUUUAAUACUAUGCUUGAUCUUAAAUCGAGCUUUCUUCGUGAUUCAUCAUCUAGCAUUUGUUUGCAUGAAGAUUUGACCUCAGGUACUCUUUUUAGACUGCCUUUGAGAACACACGAUGGAUUUGAAUCAACUGAAUUGUUGGACAAAACAUUUAAGAGGCACAUAGCUGUCAGAGGAAUAGAAGAGAAGCUAUUUGAAUGGGUUCAUGAAUUGGAACAUUCCCUUUUAUUUUUAAACCACCUCGAAAAGUUUAGCUUCUAUGUUCUUGAUGAUUGUCGCUGCUCAUUUAAACUAGGCUAUGAAAUAGAAGUCUCACAAGAAAACCAACUUAUUAGAGAAUCAUUUCAUCGUAAAUUGUGUUCCUUUAAAAUUAGCAAGGAUCCAUUCAUUGUUACAUAUCCAAUGCAACUUAAGCUUGUAACUUCUGACAAUAGAACAACGACUAAAAAGUGGCUUAUUCAAAAUGGAGUUGGUGAUGCAUCAAGAAGUCCAAGAGAACAGCUAUCACACAAUAAAAUUUGGCCAAGGCAUGGUAUUGCAGCUCCUUUGGAUAGAAACAAUAGACUACUGGGCCAUGCAUUUUGUUUUCUACCAUUACCUGCAAUUACUAAUCUUCCUAUACAAAUUAAUGGUCAGUUUGCUCUUAGUAGUAAUCGUCGUUCACUUUGGUUGAGUAAUGACAAAAAUGACAAUAAGACAGUAUGGAAUAAAUUUAUCCUCAAAGCAAUAGCUUAUUCUUAUGCAGUACUAUUGGAAAAGAUUAGACCUCAUAUGAUACGUUUAUCAGAGUAUGAUGGCUCCCGGCAUAGAAUUCUUUCUGCUAUUAAAAGUUACUAUGAUCUGUUUCCUCUAUUGAAGAUUAAAUUAGGUACUGAUUUUUUAACUUUAGAGGGUAAAUGGCAUACAUUGGCUAUUGAUGUAAUGCAGCAUCUUCAUGAUUAUAAUUUACCUGUUCUUGCUAUUGAAAUUCCUAAACCAUAUAAUCGAUGUGAAGUAAUGUGGUGCCCAUUAAGAAGUGAUGAUGAAUUUAGACAGGUAUACUUUACACCUGAGAAAAUUCCAGGUGUAGUGCAACUUAUGAAAAAAUUAAACAUGUUAAUAACACUUGCACCUUAUAGUAUUUAUAAAUCCUUUGAAAGAGUCUAUAAACCCUCAAUAGUAAGCCCAAUGUCUGUAUUUUGCUUCUACACAAAAUUUAGUGAGCAGAUAUUGACAACAAGUGAGCCACUCUUAUUACAUGAGACUCCUUUUCAAACAAUUAAGUGCUUUAGGAUAUUUCUUGCAUACAUUUUAAGUGAUUCAGGUGAGUUUCCAAGAUCUCCCUAUGGUUAUCCACUUUUACUAACAUCUGAUGGAAUUCUUAGAAAAUUUAAUGAAGCACAAAAGGUAUUUGUUAGCAAAUGUUUUUCACUUUUUUCAAGGAGCAAAGACAAAUUUUUGCAUCGAGAACUCUUACACUUACCUCUUUCUUCAUCUUACUUUCUCACUCCAGAUUCAUGUAGCUAUGCUCAAAUAUCAAUUCUUUUAUGUCGAAGUCUUCCGCUUGUCAUGAAAGAAAAGGAGGCACCCAUAAGUUCUAUUAAAAGUAGUAUUUUGAAGGAAUUAUGGAAGUGUUUCUCAGAAAAUGAAUUUUUUGUUGCCUACCAAAAGGAAAUUGUUCAAAAUUGGGCCUUGUUACCAUCUGACGACAAACUCUACAGUAGCUCAUCUGAAGUGUUGCCCAUUGUUGAACCAGACAAUGUAAUGCACGAUGUAUUUGAUGUUUUAAAAGAAUUACAUGUUCCUGUUCUUAAAUCUGACUUGAUUUCACCAGUCAUUCUUAAAUAUUGUCCUAGUAUGGAGCACUACAAUGAUAUUCUGAAAGUCAUCUUUCAUGUGUGCAAACAAAAUGAGGAGUGUUUUACCAAAAUAGUUAAAGAAAUGUCAGAUGGGAAAAUCAACAAUCUACUGUUGUACCUUAGGAACACAUCAUUCCAUAAUGAUCAGUCAAUUUUCAACAAAUUAAUGUACCUCCCUUUGUUUAAGGGUGUUGAUGGAUUAGUCACCAAGUUACUUGGAAAGCAUAUUUACCUUUGGCCUGAUGCAGAUUUCCCCCUGAUAGCAUAUGACAAGUGGGCACCUAUUGAAAGUAUUGUAUUUUUGGAGAAAAAUGGGUCUUGGAAAUAUCUUUGUUCAACUAUUCAUUCUUUGUUUGGUGAGGAUUUGUCAUCCACUGAAGUGUAUUGUGAAAUAAUUUUUCCCAUUUUCAACCAGCUAAGUUUUAAGGAACGAAAGGUUCACAUGGCAUACAUUAGGCAAAAUAUAUUUCCUAAUUUGAAGCAUGCUUUAAGAAUGAAAGGGGAACAAAAUGAGCUGGCUAAAAAGUUUGUAAAUUGUGCAAAAGGGCUGAAUUUUUUAGUGUGUCAGACAUGUACAGACAGAAAUGUGCUUUAUCCUGUUAAUCAUUUUGUCGAUCACACUAUGGACAUAUUCAAUAUUUUUUCUGACCGGUUUCAUUUUCUUGAUACUGAAUACAGAAAAGAACAAUGGCUUGAUUUUCUUAUGUUUGUUGGUCUUUGUAGUAAAGUAACAGCACAAGAAUUUAUAGACUUUUGUACUCAAGUGUCUGAAAGUAAAUCAGAAGAGGCAUCUCAUGUGCUUGUUGAUUAUCUUUUUUCCAAUAAAGCUUCUGAUUUUUAUGAUUCACCUGAUUUGUUAGCUCAAAUUGGUAAUAUUUCCUUUGUUUGUACUGCUGAUUUGAGUUCACUGUCAUGGAUUGCUUCACCUUGUACUUCUGGCUUCACAAGUUUCAAAGGGGCUGCCCAAUAUACAAGUUAUGCUUCACUUUUGUGGACUGUUAGACCAUUGAUAAAUUUACCAAAGGACUGUUGUUCAGCUGCAUAUGAUGAUGAUGUAUUGAGCCAAUUGCAAGUUCUUAUUAAGCCCACAGUAGAUGAAGUUUUUCAGAACAUCAUUAAUAUUUCAAAUUCUGACUUGGCUGACUUUAGAUUGAUGUCAACAUACAACUUACCAACACUAUCAGAAGGCUAUGCUACCUUCAUGGUGAAUGUUAUUAAAGAGAACAUCAAAUUCAUUCAAGAUCACAACAGUCACAAAUUAAAGGAACUAUCUUUCAUUUCAUUUAUUCCUGUAAGUGCUGAGCCAGCAUUCCAGUGUAUUGACAAUCAUGAAAUUAACAAGCCGGUUUUAGUUAAUCCUUUACAAGUAGUCAUGUCUGUUACUUCACUAGGAUCUGAGCGGAGUACAAGAUUUUGCCCCUACAUUAAUAAUUUACCCAAUUGCUUGAGCGAUUUAUACUCUGCUUUGUCAAUAGCUGGUGUCACACUUAAAGUAGAGCUAAAGCAUGUACAAUAUAUGCUAGAGAGACUUCACCAUCAAUGCAAAGUAAUUAAUAGUCCCAAUGAUAGGAAACUAGUGAGAGAUGCUAUGCAGACACUUUUUAGUUUGCUAAAAGAUGAUGUAACACUAACAGCAGCAAAAAUACUUGAUCCUUUGUAUCUCCCAUCAUUGAACAAUGAAUUAGUUUUAUCAACAAAACUAGUUUAUCUCGAUAGAAAGGUGUAUUACAACAAUGUGGCUUCUUGGGAUUUUUCACAGACAAACUUUGCAUUAUUUCACAUUCCAUUAUACACGUAUGAUGCAAAGCUGUCAGAAACAGAGCUUUGCCACAAGUUGCCCACUGAUUUAUCUCCAAAGCCCUUAUCCUUUGUUAGUUAUGAUAUGCUGGAGUCAUGUACUGUAUUGCAGUCUCAGAGUAAACUAGUAGAGAGGCUUAAAAUCAUAGCAAAUCUCUGUUCAGGCACAUUUUACUCACAAGGUUUAGUCAAAAUAUUUAUGAAGGCUUUGCCAAGCUUAUCUGAACAAAAGGCUGCUUUAUUUGUUGAUUUUAUUAAAGAUCUAGAAUUCAAAACUAUUGCUAAGCUAACUUCAAGUGUGAUAAUUGACUUUAUGAGAGUUGGGGCAGUAGGAGCUAAUUUUAUGUUCCUAUUUGAGGAUGGCAAGUACACAUUUUAUGGCACUGACAGUAUUACUACUAUUGAUAUGACACUUCUGAAAGAUCUUUCUCAUGAAAUCUGUAUUGUAUUGGCACGUUUGAUAAAGUAUGAAGCUGUUUUAUUUUCAAAGGAAAUGUUCCAAAUGAUUUAUAAGCUUUUAAAUGUCCAGAGUGAAAAUGAUUUCAAAUUAUUCAUGGAAGACUUUCAUCAAGAUGUACUUUUUAUGGUUGAUGAUGAAAAUUUAUUAAGCGUUGAUGAUAGUUUGCCAGAGCCUGGACAACCUAUGAAAAGUUUCUGGAAGUCAUUCCUUGAUCAAGAUGUUAAUAAUGUGUUUCGUCCUCAGGAGUGGGUCGGGUAUGAAAAAAGUUAUGAUUAUUUUGUUUGGGCAAUCAUACUUCAUCAGGUACAUCAAGAAGAUAUCAACAAUCCUUUUUUAAGAAAGUAUGCCAUUCAAAUUGAUAAUAAAGAAGAUUUAAUUGAAGAAGUUAUAUCGGUGUUGAGCCUAUAUAAAUUAGUGCGACGUGAAGCCCCAGCCCCAUUAAUUGAUUCUCAAGAAAUAGCUCUACACAAUGGGAUCCAUCUAACUUUUAAUGAAGCAAAUGAGGGUGAAGAUAUGUGUACUUUAAAAAGGAAAGUAUGUGAGCAGCUGAGACUACUAUGGCUUCUACCUGACUUUGAAAGAAAUCGGGGACUCAAAAGAUUAUACUUGCUGUAUCAUCCUGAUAAAGCUGAAACAUCACUAAUAAAGCUGCAUGAAGAGAUUUUUAAAUACUUAAAGUGCCAAAUCAACCGUCUAGAGAAGAAACUCCCACUGCUAGAUCUUGAUAUUCCUGAUGCUAUGCUGCAUAGUCAAGCUACAACUGUUAGGCAUAAAUCUGAUUGGGAAUCAAAUUUUAACAAAUGGGAUGAAAGUGCACGUAAUGCAUGGUGUGGAGGAGGAAUAGGUGUGGGAGUAAAAUUGAGUUCUGAGUGGGCAAAAAACUUUAGUAGUUUUCAAAGUCAGAAGAAUCAAUCCUCCCAGGAAAGUGCAAGUUCCUUUAACUUUCAGCCUCAAGUUGAUUUGAUUGAAGCAAAACGAUGGAUAAGACAGGCAAAGUCUGAUUUAAAAGCUCUGAAGUACUUGUCCUCUUCAUAUGACUCUGAAGUCUCCUCUCAAGUCAUAUUUAUGGCUCACCAGGUAAUGGAAAAAUCACUUAAAGCUGGUAUGUAUGCUCUACUAGGAUUAAAUGAGAUACAUCUUAAAUAUCAUCAAUUAAAUGUUCCUGCUAGAGCUCUUGGUUCAUUUAAAGUGUCACUAUUACCUCUCACUAAUUUAGUAUUAGGUAUGGAGCAGUAUUAUACAAGUACACGCUAUCCUAAUAAGCACAGCAGACCAAAUGCACCAGUUGACAAAUAUAAUUUUCAUCUAGCUGCUGAUGCGACUAAAUGUGCUGAGAAAGUGUACAAUUUGAUUUGUAUUGAAAUUGACUGAAAAUUGUAGAUUAUAUUUAUGAUUGUGCAAUUAUUAUUAAUGUCACUUAUUCAUUCACACA
Molecule: messenger RNA, 12889 nt
Organism: Amphimedon queenslandica
Lineage: Eukaryota; Metazoa; Porifera; Demospongiae; Haplosclerida; Niphatidae
Product: sacsin-like
Exons: 3
Coding region: 1-12828 (4275 amino acids)
Source: RefSeq, a predicted model, not a curated record